UUUCACCCCUCUCCCCAACUUGGAUGGAUGAUAGAGCAUCUUGGAGCAGUUUAACCCUGCCCUGGAGAACCUGGUCUACCUGGGCAAUAACUACUUACGUGCUUUCCAUGCACUGUCUGAGGCGGCUGAAGUCUAUUUCAAGGCAAUACAGAAGAUUGGGGAGCAAGCCCUGCAGAGCUCCACCUCGCAAAUGCUGGGUCAAAUCUUGAUGCAGAUGUCUGACACUCACAGGCAUAUGAACUCUGACCUGGAAGUAGUGGCUCAGACGUUCCACGGAGACCUGCUGCAGCACAUGGAGAAAAACACCAAGCUGGACAUGCAGUUCAUCAACGACAGCCAUCAGCGGUAUGAACUGGAGUACCGGCACAGGGCUGCCAACCUGGAGAAGUGCAUGUCGGAGCUGUGGAGGAUGGAGAGGACUCGAGACAAAAACGUCUGGGAAAUGAAGGAGAACGUGAGGCGCUUGCAAUCGGAAAUGCAGGCAUUUGUGUCUGAGAGCCAGAGGGCUGCAGAGCUGGAGGAGAAGCGUCGCUACCGCUUCCUGGCUGAAAAGCACCAGCUGCUCUCCAGCACCUUCCUCCAGGUCUACAGCAGGGCCUGGGGCAUCAUCCAGAGCAAGGUGCCAAAGUGGAAGGAGCAAUUGGAGGCCAGCCGCAAUCCAAGCAGCAGACACUCCCCGAGCCUGUUCAGUGCCUCCCAUGGCCAGGGGUAUCCGUCAGGCCGCCUGACCCCCAGCCACCUCGAUAUGCCUCAGAGGCCUCUGGGAGAUUUUGGCUCAGCCAUGACUGGACGUAAUUCAAGCCCCUUCCUCCAGGAGCCUGCAGAACUUCUUAGACCCUCUCCUCAGCCAGAACCAACCAGGAGAGGCCUGCAGAAGACUUCAUCUGCUGGCUCGCUCUCUGCCGGCCAGCGCUCGCGCUCCAGCUCCUUCGGGGAGCGGGCAGGAGGAGACGCAGGAGGAGGCGGCAGCGUGUUGAGAGUCCAGGCAAUCGUGCCCCACUCUGCUGGCGCCAACCGCACCUUGCUAGGGUUCAACUUCGGGGACGUCAUCACGGUGCUGAUCCCAGAGGCGCAGAACGGCUGGCUGUACGGCAAGCUAGAGGGAUCAUCCACGAGCGGCUGGUUCCCAGAAGCUUUCAUAAAGCCCCUGAGGGGAGUAAGAGACCCGGAGGAACCACCCACCAGGUCCUUCCCGCUGCGGAGCAGUCACAGCAUGGAUGGCCUGGAUUGCCCCAGUGUCCCGUCAGCAGGAAAUUACCGACACAAUGCUGCCCUGCCUCAGGCACCAAGCCCUUCUCCAGCCUCACUUGGUGCUGGCAGCCGCCGGAGCAGCUUGGCUAGCGCUGCCGCUUCUUCAGAUUCCAAGAAGUCAGCUGUGCAGGAGCAGCCCCCAGAGCUCUUCCCCCGCGGCACCAACCCGUUUGCCACGGUAAAGCUGCGCCCCACCGUCACCAACGACCGGUCAGCACCCAUCAUCCGGUGAAAGGGGGCCGUGGAGAGCAGCGGAUUCUGGGGGGUUGACAGCAGCACAGGUGGUAGAAACGCAUAGUCCUUUCCCAUUCCUGGGCCACUGUGAUCUUGGGUUGGCGCUAACCUAGUGCACUUUCUCAGGGCGCGCCUCAGUCUUACUCCCUGUAUCUGGCGCACUCCAGCAGUAAAUAGAUUCCCUGGUUUUCUUUGGCAUUCUCUUUGGAUUGACGUGUGUGAUGCUGGUCACGCUGAGUGGAAGGUGUCCCCAGGAUACUGGUGCUGGUAGCAUGGGCAGGGAGUUGCUUAUACCUAAGCACUGGGAGCUGGAGGAGGGCCCAUCUCUCAUUGGUCUGUGCACCUGCACUGCAUGGGGAGAUAUUGACAGGGGAAAAGGAGAACCCUACCCAGCCCCUACUCUCUGUUGUAAAGCCAGUGACGGUUAUUUGGCCACUGAGCAGAUUCCUGACCUACGUUUGGGGUUAGGUCCCUGCAUGAUGGAUCAGACAGUAACUGCAAGGCAGGGGUCUUCUCCUCUCAGCUCCUCGCCCCAGGGCCUUGGGCAACUGGCCACUGAGUUUCAAAGAGCUUUGUGGGGAGGAUGCCUGCCCGUUCGCAGUGCCUUCUCCUCCACCCUUUCGUUUGGUAGCCCCAGGGUUGGAUUAAGAUGGGAGGGGAAACCCAGCUGCGCAGCCUUGUGUUUGAUUCUGUACAUAAUAACAAUAAUAUAUUUUUAAAAUAAAA
Molecule: messenger RNA, 2211 nt
Organism: Malaclemys terrapin pileata
Lineage: Eukaryota; Metazoa; Chordata; Testudines; Emydidae
Gene: BAIAP2L2
Product: BAR/IMD domain containing adaptor protein 2 like 2
Exons: 13
Coding region: 191-1483 (430 amino acids)
Biological process (GO): actin filament bundle assembly; positive regulation of actin filament polymerization; actin crosslink formation
Cellular component (GO): nucleoplasm; cytosol
Molecular function (GO): protein binding
Source: RefSeq, a predicted model, not a curated record